UUAAAUUUCUUUUGUGCAUUUCAGAGUGAAUAUGUCAAUUUGUCGGAUCUAUAAAGACGGUGAAUUGUGAAGGAAUAUUUUUGUAAGUUAUACUAAGAUGUUUGUGGCAAUUUAAUCAUUGACAAAUUAACAUUUUAUGCAUCAUUAUACAAGAGGUUAAAGGUGUACAAUGCUCUCGGCGUGACUUCUGGUUAACGUUUAAGAAAAGUUGUAAGUGAAAAAAAUCACAAUGACUAUGAAAAAUUGUGAAAGCUUUGAUGAGGAAGACAUCCACUUUGGCCGCUUCUACAAGGCAUCAACGCAGACAUGCAAGCGGGCAAUGAAAGAAAUAUUUUUGGUAGUUUUCUACAGAGUAUAUGUCAGGCCCCUUGAAGCGUGGCCAACAAACCUUAACCAGUAUUGUACCCAAGUUCUAGGUUGGUCUAGUCGAAAGCUUCGUGAGAGCUUCAGUGCCAAUGAAAGAGCCAAAUUUGACGAGGCAGUGACAUCAGCUGACUACGAUCUCUCUCUUCUGACUAAGAUGUUCAACAAGUUUUAUGAACACAUACCAUUUCCCGAGUCCCUUGGAAGAGCAAUGCGAGAUAUAAAGAAUGUCAGAAAUAGAGUUUGUCAUGAGCAGUUUACAUUCGACGAAACGGAUCUCCGAGAAAACAUGGAAGACCUGCAGCAAAUGCUACGCACCCUUUUUGACGAAACUUCAAGCUUUUUUGAAACAGAUCUUGGCAAUUUGAAAAAGUUUUACCUUGAUGAAGUGGAUGAAAUCAGAUCAGCCCCAAUUACAGGGCAGGGUAUGACUUACUUUGAAAACAUGGAGAAAUUUCGGGAAGAUCUUGUGGGUAAAUUUAUAACGUAUGGAAGAAAAGAACUCACAUCCUUUUAUGGUAAGUUGAAGAUUCUUAACCCCUUCACCUGGUUAAGUGAUGAGAAGUUCCCGGAGCUUGUGGUGGACAAAAUCUUCACUCCACUCUACAUCAGAGAACAAGAGAGAGCUAUCGAUGUGGCCAGGUUAUUUGUUACGGAACUGUACAGUGAGGAGAGACAGACUGAAUUGGGGGUUCUGCCAGCUGUACUCAUCUUGUCAGGCAUAGCUGGUUGUGGAAAAACCUCUCUAUGCCGAUAUAUUCUCCAUGUUUGGCGAACUAGAAAUGGGGUGAUUCAAGACUUAAGAGCAGUAGAUAUUAUGAUAUUUGUGGAAGCUAGAAGUAUCACAGAGAGUUCACUAACUGCAUAUUUGCAGAAAACAUUAUUGCGAGAAACUUGCAGUUACUUUGAUGAGAAAGAAAUAGUACUGACACUUCAGAAGAUAAAUGUUCUGUUUGUUAUUGACGGAAUGGACGAGGUAACUGAAAAUGGAAAGAUUUUAGUUGAAGAAAUUUUUUCAACACUUGGCAAUGCUCGGGUAAUUAUCACAUCGCGUCCUGAAUUCGUUUAUAUUAUUACGCAAAAUAUGCAAAAGUUUCAUCACAGAUUUUUGAAACUCAGAAUUCAAGGCUUUACCAAAGAGGGCAUUAAGAGUUUUACUUCAAAGAUUCUAAAGUCUUGUGAACCAAAUGAGGAAAAGUGUCGCCAAAUUGAGACGGAGUUCAGAAGUUUCUUGAGGACAACAGGAAGUGCUUUAGGCGAACACUUGAAGCUGCCUCUUACAGCAGCAUUAUUGAUCAUGCUGUGGAAAGACGACAAUUCUCGCAUAUCAAAUAUCACAUCACCAACAUCCUUGUAUUGUGAGCUAUUCAGAUUAUGUACUAUGAAGUUGAUCGCAAGGCUCCAGGCAUCGACAGCCGCCCACCACAUAGAGUUAGAAGGUGUUGUGAAUGCGUGGUUAAUGGCCCUUGCAGAAGAGGCAUACGAAAUGCUGAGUUCAGGAAGAUUUACAAUUGAAAGUUCAAAGCAAUAUCACUUAACUUCCUUGUGCAAAAAAUAUAACAUUGAUUGCAUCCAAACCCUUUCUGCUUUUCUUAUUUGUGAAGUCCAUGAAAGAUUAGGUGGCACUGAAUACACCUUUUCAUUUUUACACAAGAGUCAAAUGGAAUACUUGGCAUCGCUUCACAUAACGAAGAAGUUAAUAGAAGUACACAAACCAGAGUCAAAAUCUUUCCCCAGAAUGUUGAAAAAGUUUAUGAAGAUCUUCCAGAAGGAAGAAGAAGAAGAAGACGAAGAUUAUCUGCUGACAACAUUACGUGAUCGUCGGUGGUGGAACACUGUGCUUUUCACUUUAGGUCACGUGAGUGAGACGAAGAAAGUGUCAGAAAGGCUGAUAGGGGAUCUGGUAGAUAUCCUGAUUGAUCACAGUAUCCAUGACAACUCUUUAAUGUGGCGGAUAAUCCAAGAGUCAGGAUGCCACCCCCUUGUGUGUGACCUGGUCAGCGCUGUGAUAGUUAAGGAUUUUGUAUGGAAGGCCGAUUGUGAAAGCUUGUGCAAUCCAAUGAAUCCAAAUGUAUUGCUAAUGCAGAAGACCAAAUAUAGUCCAAGUGGUGUAUUAUUAAGGAUUGUUGAUAAAAUCGGACAUGGAAAAGUUGCUCCAGAUGGCGAGAACUUUGGGGAAAGAAACAAUGUCAACCUGUUCCCCAUUUUGCGGUGUUUGUCAGAGCGGCCACAGACGAACGUUGUCCUGAGGUUGGAUCAGCACUACUACGAGUGGGGGAACAUGGAAUUCAGUGACGACAUCGUGACAACUCUCCUGCCGGGAGGGAAACUAACGGCUUUCAUGGGCCACCUCGGGCAGGAAGGGGCCAAAGCCUUUGCGGCCGUAGAAAAGCUGGGCGAAACCUGCAUCCGCGUUACGGACCUCUCGACGCUUCAGACGCUGGAAAACGCCCUCGCCUCAGGACCCAAAAAGAGGAGCGUAGACAUGCUCACGGUACGAGUCGACAUACCCUGGACAGCGACGACAGAAGCCAUUCCGAAGAUCAACACCCCUUCUUAUAUGUCCUUGAUCCUGAAAGAUGUGAGCGAUGUGACUGAGGAACGUGCUGCCGAUGUGAUUAUCAAGAUGAGGAACUCGUACGAGAUGGUGGACCUUGUAGCCUCCAGCCUCUCUCCUGCGGGAGGUUUGAGGUUCCUGAAAAGGCUAAUAGAAAACAAAAUUGAAGUAUUUGACAAAAUUACUAUACGUUCCUGUUAUGGUAUAGAUCAUGUGGACUACGAAAAGUUGAAUAAGGAUAUCCAGUAUAAUGUAGAAUGGCUGUGGUAAUGAUAUUCAUUAAUUGUUCAUGUAGAAUUGUGUGAGAAAUUAAAUGUACCUGAAAAUUCUUAUUAUGUACUGUUACACUCUGUAUAUGCACACACACACACACACACACACACACACACACACACACACACACACACACACACACACACACACACACACACACACACACACACACACACACACAUUCACACCUAUACGAAUACAUACUCAUAUACAGAAAAUAUAAACUCUUGUAUGUGUCUGCAUCAAUGUGUAAGUGUAAAUAUGUCUGUAUUUUCAAUAUAUUUUUUCCACUUUUUGUUGAAUAUUCCUAAGGAAUGACACAUUUAUCUUAAAGUAUGUAAAGCUAU
This is a messenger RNA of Penaeus indicus, 3540 nucleotides long. RefSeq lists its product as uncharacterized. Bases 230 to 3190 code for a protein of 986 amino acids. Lineage: Eukaryota; Metazoa; Arthropoda; Malacostraca; Decapoda; Penaeidae. The transcript has a single exon. The record is from RefSeq and is a predicted model, not a curated record.